AUCUGCGGCUAACGAAAACUGCCAUAUUUACUGACUCUACCAUGUUAUUUUAAAUGUGUGCUCUGUUAAGCGAUUCAUCUGAGAGUGAUAAGGACUGCUGUAUUCCCUGGCUGUGCUCUGUUAUUUUAAAUAUUAACUCCGGUGACCGUCGAAUCUGCGGACGAUAAUAACAGAAACAUUUUUCCGUCCGCCAUGUUAGGUGCGCGAAGGAAGCUGCACCGCGGAGAUGUUUGCUUGUCCUCUUUCACUUCCUGUACGUUCGUCCUAGACAGCAGAGCUCAGUCUUAGAGUGUACAGCGGCGCGGAAGAAGCCAUGUAUCGGCGCGGUGGUAGUGGCGGUAGUGGCGGCGGCGGUGGCGGCGGCAGAGGCAAAGAGCAGCAGGCGAAGCCGGCCGGGGAGGAGAGCGGCGGCAGCAGCGGGCGGCACGCGGAGCUCCUGGUCUUCGGCUACGCGUCCAAGGUGUUCCGCGACGACGAGCGCGCGCUCUUCCACGAGAAUGGCAAGCACCUGAUCCCCUGGAUGGGAGACAAGAACCUCAUAAUCGAUAGGUACGACGGUCGUGGUCACUUGCAUGACUUGUCGGAGUUUGAUGCCGACUCAUGGAACCGGGACUACCAGCUGUCGGAGGAGGAGGCCCGCAUUGAGGCCCUGUGUGACGAGGAGAGGUACCUGGCCCUGCACACGGACCUGCUCGAGGAGGAAGCCAGGCAAGAGGAGGAGUACAAGAGGCUGAGUGAAGCCUUGGCAGAUGAUAGAAGCUAUAACGCUGUGGCCUUCAGCUACAGCGCUGACUACUAUGACCCAUCGCAGCCCACAGAGGAGGAGGAGGCAGCCAAGGAGACGGAGGAGCCUGAGCCCCAGGACAGUGAGGAGCCCUUUGUCGCACCCCCUGGCCUUGUUAUCCCUCCUGAUGUGGAGCUGCCUGCCACGGUGAAGAUGCACGCCAUCAUCGAACGUACAGCCAACUUUGUGUGCAAGCAGGGUGCGCAGUUUGAGAUCGUGCUGAAGGCGAAGCAGUCGCGCAACUCGCAGUUUGACUUCCUGCGCUUCGAUCACUACCUGAAUCCAUACUACAAGCACAUCCUGCGUGCCAUGAAGGAGGGCCGCUACACAGUCACUGGGGGGGCCAAGCAGGAUGCGCAGCCAGCAGCAGCAACAGGUUCUGACAGGUCAGACAGUAAUGAUGAGGAUGACGAUGACGACGACGGUGAUGGGAGCUACCUUCACCCCAGCCUCUUCGCUUCCAAGAAAAGCUCCCGACUGGAGGAGCUCAUGAAGCCCUUGCAGGUCAUGGACCCGGACCACCCACUUGCAGCGCUGGUGCGUAAAGCCCAACAGGACCAGAACGGGGUACUAGCAGAGCCCCCUAAGGCCGAGGCUGAGAACGCAGAGCCCACUAUUGCGGCAACCGAGUACUCCACAGACCCCAGCGUAGCGGCGAUGUACUACGGUUACUGUCUGCUACCUGAUGGCUCGUAUUGCCUAGCCCCGCCCCCUCCGGGCAUUGAUGCCUCCACAUACUGCAGUUCGCUGCCCUCUGGAACCCUAGCACCAGCCACCUCCUCCACAGUGCCUCCUCCUCCUGGGACAACACCCCCACCAACCUCUGACCUCACCCCCACAGUUCAUACAGCUGUGUCUACACACACCUCCCUCCCGCCUCCUGCCAUUGUUGCAGAAAAUAGCUCGCAGCCCCCUGCCUCAGCGCCCGCCAUUAUUCCACCUCCCCCAGACAUUCAGCCCGUGAUUGAUAAGCUGGCCGAGUAUGUGGCCCGCAACGGCGUCAAGUUUGAGGCCAGUGUCCGCGCUAAGGAUGACCCACGGUUUGACUUUCUGCAACCGUGGCACCAGUACAACACCUACUACGAGUUCAAGAAGCACUACUUUAUGCAGAAGGAGGGCAUCAUGCUGCCCGAGGCACUGCCAGGUUCUGACCACAGAGGGUCGCUGGAAGACAGCCAGGGCUCCAGCAAGGGUGCGAACUGUUCCUCCAGGGAGGGCAAGCUUAUUAAAGCAUCCUUUGCACCUAUUAGCUUCGCCAUCAAGGCCAAGGAAAAUGACUUGCUGCCUCUGGAGAAGAACAGGGUGCGGUUGGACGACGACUCGGAUGAAGAGCAGGACAAGGAAGCGGGACAGGAGGGUGUGGUCAUGGGUGGGGCCAGCGUAGUGCUCCGAGAAGCCCCUCCAGCCCCUGUUAUGGAGGAGAAGAGGCCCUCGCUCACCCUGGAGGAGCUUGAAGCCAAACAGGCCAAGCAGAAGCUGGAGGCACGCCUGGCAGCAGCCGCACGAGAAAAGCUCGCUCAGGCCUCCAAGGAGUCCAAGGAGAAGCAGCUGCAGGCGGAGCGUAAGAGGAAGGCGGCGCUGUUCCUUCAGACACUGCGUGGGCCCCUCGCUGUGGACGAACCGCCCUCGCAGCCAGAGCCGGAGCUGCUGCCCACUUCACCCCCACCGAGCCCACCAGCCGUUUCCAGGGUCCCCAUGUUCAUCAUCCCCCAGAGGCCGGCAGAGACGUCUCCCAGCACAAGCAGGGAACCCGUGUCUGCCCUGCCACCUCCGUCACCGCCUCCUCCAUCUUCAUCGCAGCGCACCGAGGACAGGGAGAGGAGAAAGAAGAAGCACAAGAAGAGGUCUCGCUCCAGGUCUCGCUCGCGGUCACGCUCACCUUCCAGGUCGAAGAAUAAGCACGCCCUGCCCAGUGCGUACCGUACGGUCAGGAAGUCCAGGUCACGGUCGAGGACACCGAGCCGUAGGGAGCGCAGGCGCGAGGAGCGCCAGAGGGAGGCCUACGCCCCUGCCGUCUAUCGCCAUGGCAACAGCCCUGGCUUCAGCAGGAAGCGCUCCCGUUCCAGUAGAUCGCCACACGAAAAGAGGAAGAAGAGCUCACGUUCCCAGGUGAAGGCGAGGGCCUCGUCCUGUUCACCAUCCUCGUCCCCAGGCCCAGCCAGCGACAGGAAGAGGCCGAGCGCACGCUCCAUCACCCCCACCUCACCUCAGGGAAGCCCCGCCUUCAGUUUGGAGCGCUCCAGGGGCGACUCCCAGGAGAGGCAGAAGCAGGUGGCGUCAGCCAUUGUCUCCUCCGUCCAGACCAAGAUCACUCAGGACCUGAUGGCUAAGGUGCGCGCCAUGCUAGCUGCUUCUAAGGACAUGCAGACGAGCACAUCCUGAAAUGGACACUUUGAAGUCACUGUGGACGGGAGAAGGCAAGAGCACAGCCUUCAGCUGUGGUCUGCGUCGCCGUGACAACGCAAAAUCUUGGCCAAUGGGUGCCUGGAGUUGUUCAGUUUUUAGAUGUUUUUCUGAGGGGACGGGACUCCACCAGUUCAGCAACACUGAGGCGGAGGAGGACAGCAGAAAGGAUGGAUACCUAUGGUCAGGGUGCAGCAGGAACCUAUAGAGGGACGGGGCCUCUCCUCCAGGCCACAUGAGCAAGAGUGAGGACACAGAGCCCAUCACCCACCGUCACACCAGGACAGCUGAGGCUUUUACUCUUCAUUUCAAUGUGAAAAUGAAGAAUGUGACUCCGAGUCCUUCUGUGAAGGAGUGUGUGUGUGUGUGUGUGUGUGUGUGUGUGUGUGUGUGUGAGAGCGCGUGCGUGCGUGGACACGUCUCCACGGGAUCACUGUAGUGCUGCUUUGUAACACAUGGACUGCCAAUAAAGGAGUGAUGAAUAAGGUGGCACCAUGUCA
Scleropages formosus (Asian bonytongue) is the source of this 3687-nucleotide messenger RNA. RefSeq names its product splicing factor SWAP (gene sfswap). The transcript has 18 exons. Gene Ontology annotation, molecular function: RNA binding. The record is from RefSeq and is a predicted model, not a curated record. NCBI's taxonomy places the organism in Eukaryota, Metazoa, Chordata, Actinopteri, Osteoglossiformes, Osteoglossidae. Gene Ontology annotation, biological process: RNA processing; mRNA 5'-splice site recognition. Bases 314 to 3166 code for a protein of 950 amino acids.